AUGGUAGCUCAACCACAAGUAACCAUUAAGCUUGGUGUAAAACCGAAUGAUAAGGAUAAGAAUGGAAAAACUUAUACAGGAGAUUCUACUGGAAGUAAGAGUGUUAUUAUUAAAGUCACAAGAUCUUUCUAUCCUCUUGACCAAGGAUCUACUGCAAACUUCCUCAAGUAUACUCAUGAGGAUAAGGAUAAUACUGGCAGAAUAUCACCGUUUAAACUAAAAGCAGUUAAAGAUGGCACUCCUAUUCCUAUUAAUGGGAUUCCUCCCAAUGGAGCUAGUAUACCUAAUGUGACCUCCGUUUCAGCUUAUUACUGGAAGUAUAAACCUAAGACAGUUCUCAUAUUAGGGGUUACUGCCACAGGUACUAAGAGUGAAACUACUUAUUAUGUCAAAAAUCUUUUAUUUAGUGGUGGUACUAAAUGGGCACAAGCUGGUACUGGUAACCUAGAUGAUGAAGAACUUGAGAAUGUAUUGGAUCAACAAAACUGUUAUUUCAACAAUGCUGUUACUAUGAAUGUAUAUUUUACUAAGUCGCAGAUCUAUACCAGUGGUAAUAAUAAGUAUUGUUGCUAUUACCAUGAGGGGACCAGUGGGAAAGGAAGGGUCUCCGUUGAGCGAAAGACUGUUUCUUGCACAUCCCACAUCUCAACUCGCCUUACAGUCUACAAACAUGAAUUUACUUUUGGUGAUAGUUCUAGAUUAUCUGGUAUUAAGUAUUAUGAUGGUAGAGGUCAAAGAAGGAGAAUAAAGAUUACUGGUCUUGUAUUACCUACCAGAGACUCAGUGAAGGUAUAUGUUUUCUACUGCAACGGUAAAAAUCCAGUUCUUAUCUACAUCAGAAGUAGAGGCAUAGCUACAGGAUGGUACAAAAAGAACGAUAAUAGCAGUAGUAAUGGUAAAGAUGAAAAAUGGGAAAAAGUUCAGGAUUGGCUCCCUAACAUAAUACCUAAUAACUUUAAGACUACGGACCAUGGAAAAUUUGAUGAACUUGUUAAAGCGCUACAGAAGGCGGGCGGAUGUAAAAAGUCGGGAAUAUGUCCUCCUGAUCCUCCCCCUCAACAACGGCAACAAGAAGCUUCUCCUGCUGAAGGAUCUCCUACUUCUGAUGCUCUUGCUGAUGGAGGAGCUAGCAUUUUUGCCGGUCUUGGUAUAUGGUCCAUAUCUGGCAUAUCCUCUGGUACCCUGGCCGGAGCUGGUGGUCUUACUGGAUUUGGUUGGUGGAUGUUUAAACGUUCUAGAGGAGAUCCUUGGAUUAGACAGAUUUAA
Molecule: messenger RNA, 1266 nt
Organism: Theileria equi strain WA
Lineage: Eukaryota; Apicomplexa; Aconoidasida; Piroplasmida; Theileriidae
Exons: 1
Coding region: 1-1266 (421 amino acids)
Source: RefSeq, a predicted model, not a curated record